CUGCCAAAGGCACGGGGGCGUUUUCGUGCGGGUUUUGCGGAACGGUCCGUUGCGGUGGAUGCGUGAUUGAGGUCCCGCGGCUAAUAAUCACCCCCCUUUUUGGGGCCGGAGUGCACGGCGCGGAGGAGCCGCCGGAAAAGGGUGAUGUGCCAUCAGCCACUGGGGGGCAUUUGUCCUCUCCGCCACCUGUUCAGCCUCUGAAGCUUAUGGGAUAGGAGUGUGUGCGCCCCUUCCCAACCGCUCUGCAUCCCAGCUGGACUCAGUCGUGCCAAAGCUGAAUUGCGUUGAAGGAGAAGACAUGGGCAGCCCGGGCUCCGAGGUGGGUCUGGCUGGGUCCGUGGAGCCAGCUCUGGAGGCUCUGUGUCCCGAGUGUGGCCAGAUCCACCGCAGCUGGGAAAACCACCUUUACAACUACCGUCUGGAAGUGGACGACGAUCUGGUGUGCCACAUCUGCCUGCAACCGCUGGUGCAGCCUCUCGAUACGCCAUGCGGACACACCUUCUGCGCCCGCUGCCUGCGUAGCUUCCUCCAGGAGAGGGACUUCUGCCCUCUGGACAGGACCCGGCUGCAGCUGCAGGCAUGCCGCAGGUCCAGCAUCCUGGUGCACAAGCUGCUGGACAAGCUGUCUGUGUCCUGCCCUUUGACCCCUGUCUGCUCCCUCAGCAUGCCUCGCUGUGACCUGGAGGCGCACCUUAAACACAGGUGUCCAGGGAUGCAGAGUCAGCAGACAAAUGGGGACGGUCCACGAUGCGAGAGCGGGGAUGAGCGAGCAAUGGUGACCAGCCCUCCCAGGUCACCGCAUACACCACAGACAGACCUGAGGGACCGCACGCCGUCACCGCCCUCUGGACCCAAUAACAGCUGCGGUAAUGGGCCUGUGUGGACAAAUGAUGCCGGCCUUGACAACCCAGCCUUUGAGGAAAGCACCGAAGAAGACAGUGUAGUAGGGUUGGAGUGUGUGGUUCCCAGGGUGAAGCGGCCCCUCAGUAAUCCCUGUAUCCAUCUCCUGCGCUCCGUUAGCUCCACCUCCUCUGGCUGGGACUGCCCUGAAUCCCCGCCUCUGUCUGCUGAGGAGGGCUGUGUGAAGCUCCCCUCCCUUCCUGAAGGAGAGAUAACUGCCAUAGAGGUCCACCGUGCAAACCCAUAUGUAGAGCUGGGAAUCAGCAUUGUUGGUGGAAAUGAGACGCCUCUCAUCAACAUCGUGAUUCAGGAAGUUUACCGAGACGGGGUCAUUGCAAGGGACGGGAGGCUGCUCGCCGGGGAUCAGAUACUCCAGGUGAACAAUGUGGACAUCAGUAACGUGCCACACAGUUUUGCUCGCUCCACCCUGGCCCGCCCCUGCACCACCCUGCAGCUGACUGUACUCCGGGAGCGUCGCUGUGCCUCCCGGGCACCUCCCUCCUCUUCCUCCUCCACCCCAGCAGUCCCCCAUGCCCCCUGCUCCACUCCCGAAGUCACCCCACCCAGCCCAGCCACUCUGAGAAUCACCCUGCAUAAGCGAGACUCCACAGAGCAGCUUGGAAUCAAGCUGGUACGGCGAACGGAUGAGUCAGGGGUGUUUGUGUUAGAUCUCCUGGAGGGAGGCCUGGCUGCCAAGGAUGGCAGACUGCGGAGUAACGACCGCGUGCUGGCAGUCAAUGAACAGGACUUGCGACACGGCACCCCAGAGCAAGCUGCUCAGAUCAUACAGGCCAGUGGAGAACGAGUUCACCUGCUGAUUGGCCGACCCAGCAAACCAACUCCACCGCCGCCGCCAAAAUCAAGCUCCACCAGAGACCUUUACUGCCUUGAUCACUUCCUGCCUAACCACAGCUCUACCCCGAGUCCUGUGGCCAUACACCUGUCCCGCACCAGCACCCACAGAGACCUGUCCCAGUGUGUGACCUGUAAGGAGAAACACAUCACUGUGAAGAAGGAACCACACGAGUCUCUGGGCAUGACUGUUGCAGGAGGGCGGGGCAGCAAGAGCGGGGAGCUGCCGAUCUUUGUGACGAGCGUCCAACCGCACGGCUGCUUGUCGAGGGAUGGGCGAAUCAAAAGAGGUGAUGUGCUGCUGAGCAUCAACGGGCAGGAUUUGACCUACCUGAGCCACAGUGAGGCCGUGGGCACCUUGAAGGCCAGCGCUGCGUCGCCCUCGGUCCAGCUGCGAGUGCUCGAGGUCAGCAUGGUGGAAGAGCAGGACCAUGAUGAGCUGCUGCCUCACACUCACGACAGUGACUUUGAUGCCAACUGGUCCCCCUCGUGGGUCAUGUGGCUGGGCCUGCCCAGCUACCUUCACAGUAGCCAUGAGAUUGUUCUGCGCAGGAGCCAUCCUGGCAGCUGGGGAUUUAGCAUCGUCGGGGGAUAUGAGGAAAGCCAUGGCAACCAGGCGUUCUUUAUCAAGACCAUCGUCCUCGGCACACCCGCAUACUAUGACGGCCGCCUCAAGUGUGGUGACAUGAUAGUGGCAGUCAACGGCCUGUCGACAGCAGGAAUGAGCCACUCGGCCCUGGUGCCCAUGCUGAAAGAGCAGCGCAGCCGGGUGGCGCUUACUGUAGUCUCCUGGCCUGGCAGCCUGGUAUAGCUGGGCCAGAUCAUGAGCAGGCUGCGCACUCCAUAGAGUCCACCCAGAAUGUUCUAUAUUGGGAACGACCUUGGCCAAAGUGAACUGGUACGUGCUACUGUACAUCGCUCCAUAUCGGGCUUAAUCCAGGACCAAACGCAUUCAGAACUACUGAAGACCCAGCAGGACCCAAGCCUGUCCUGACCAGGUGGGAACUGAUCCAGAUCGUGCCACGUCACGCGACAGACUGCACUCUCACACACACUGCUGUGAUCAUAUGGUCAUGUUGUCUUCACUCCCACGGGGAGAAUAGUACUGCAACUGUUAACAGGCAAUCUGUGCUCUAGUCACCUCACCAGGCAGUUGUAGAAUCCAGGGCUAUAUUCAGGUGGAUGCAUCGAUGCAGGUAGAGAUUAAAUAUUUUUGAGGAGUAGUCUGCGAUCUGCUGUGAUCUAGGAUAAUGACAGUUAAUCAGUUUAAUCGAGAUGUUCUGCAAGACCAGUGCUGUAUCCAGCUGAAUGAGCCUCAGGCCUUAUUAGAAACCUGCCGCACCCUUGGGGCUCAACUGCCCUUAGGCCUCAUCACCAUGAUAAACCAGCUGCAAUAGCAGCUGGAGUUUUAUACAUGUGUUUGAAUGUGUGCUGUUUGUUUAAUAAACACUUCCUGCAAAGGA
Molecule: messenger RNA, 3215 nt
Organism: Neolamprologus brichardi
Lineage: Eukaryota; Metazoa; Chordata; Actinopteri; Cichliformes; Cichlidae
Gene: lnx2a
Product: ligand of numb-protein X 2a
Molecular function (GO): protein binding; metal ion binding; ubiquitin-protein transferase activity
Source: RefSeq, a predicted model, not a curated record